GCAAGUUACUCAAUCCACCAGAUCAUAUUUGAAACCGAUGUAGACUUCGGCCUUCAACCCUCCGAACAUCUUAUAAGGUUGUCAUGUUUUGAUGCUAGAUUAUCAAUCCAAGUCUAACAAAGAUUCUAUUAAUGUCUAUCCCUCAAAAUCACACGUCAAAAUAAAGUAUUCAUCAUCUUCCUUGUCCCAGUCCACUUUUUUCCCGCUAGCAUCUUCUGGGACAUUAUUUCACCGUGUGUCAACCCUAUCAAAACACAUAUCAAAAGUUACAGGCCAGGACCUUACGUUCACAACCUUGUAUAUCGAGUGCCGUAUCACUUGUUCCUCUCUAUCCGUGUCAGGUUGCGAACGAGUUUGUGGCGCAGUAUUUCUUGGCUCUACAUAACCCAAGGCUCAAGCCCCUACACCUGCAUUCACGAGUCUGUAGAAUUGCAAUCAUGGAGGACAGAGUAGACACCAGCCCGCAAUCUAGCAAUCGGACGAGAUCUGUCGAUCCAAUGGAUACGGUAAAUGGGGACUCAAAUACGAGGGCCCGUCCGGCACCUUUUAAAGAUGGCAAUGGGGAGAAGAGACAUUUGACUGAGGAAGAACAGAAAGACAUGUCGUCAUCAAUUGCAGACAUCUUCAAAUUGGAGGAGCAGUCUGUAAGUGCAGAAGAUGUGGAUAUGGAUGAUGAUGCCGAAGAGGUGGUGGACGUAGAGGAUAGGGAGAGAAGGACGGAAAGAUUAAAGGGGGCACUGGGAAAGUUGGUGCAUUUAUGGUGGCAAGAUUCAAUAGCAAUCAAUGAAGCUGCAGAAAAAUUGGCGGAUGGGAGUAGAGAUCCCAAAUGGCGAGUACCUCUCGGAGACUCCGGUAUUUUGAAUUUCUUUCUUGAGCUGUUAAGUGCACAUACUUUACGCCAUGCUCUCAAACUUCAAAUCUUGCGUUUGGUGGGGAAUUCUUGUGCAGAUACAGAUGAAAACCGAGCUCGUGUCGUAGCGUCAAAUUGUAUCCCCUUGAUUAUUACUCAGCUAUCGGAUACCAAUUUACUCGCUUUUGCAAUACCAGUUCUCUAUAAUGUUUGCGUCGACUAUGUUCCUGCUCAACAACAGGCGUCCGGUGCAUAUUUAAGCAAGGAACUCAUUGCACUGAUUGCAAGCCCUCGAUUCAAAGAUAGCGUGCAUUUCCUUGGAUACGUAUGUAAACUACUCGAUCUACUAGUACAACAACCUUCCGAACCAGAUACGGCACCAGAUGAUACACCCAUUGUUCUAUUAAAGUUGGCUUCAGAUCGAGAAAACCCAGUGGACAUGGAUGAUUAUAUUGCUCUUGUCAACACCGCUGUGGCGUACCUGGGACACGAAAAAUUCCAGAAAACAUUGGUCAAAACUCCCCAGGCGCUCGAUACCGCUCUAGCUGUUCUUGUUAAUUCGUAUACACGAUUCGAUUCUCAUCCAUCAAUCGGCCCCUCGACACCACACGAGGACGAUGCAAAGUUAUUGUCGCAAAUGCGCAUCAACCUGAAUUCAGCCCUGUCCGAUAUCUCGGCCUUACCUGAAUUUAAAGAGGCAUGCCCAGUUAUAUCUCCAUUCUCUUCUUCACUACGCCGAUGGUUAUCAAGCGAACAGAUACAAUUACAAGUUUGUGCUUGUAUUAUGUUAGGUAACCUUGCUCGUAACAAUGAAGCGUGUGAAUUAUUUGUACAUACGGCUCGGGUUCAUUUACCCCUCGUACCUAUACUCAGGGAUGUUAACGAUUCACAAUUACUUCACGCGGCGCUGGGAUUCCUCAAGAACUUGGCGUUGCCUAUGAAGAAUAAGGAAGUGUUAGGAAGCUCCGGUAUCUUCGAGGUGCUUCCUAGACUUUGGCUUCUUGACAUCCUACAACCAAUUCAACUGUCAUCCAUAUCUCUUGCUCGACAACUUGUCAAUGGUUCCAUGGAAAAUGUCGAACGACUCUGUGCACGCCUCUCAACAGAUAAAGAUUCGCCAGCUCACGAACGUUCAAACAUUUCUCUCUUAAUCGCCUUGUUCGAUCGUACAGAUGUAGAGCCAAUCAAAAUGGAAAUCUCGCGUCUAAUUACAGCUGUAUGCCGAGUCUUCACAGCCUACAAAGGUCGACCGGCUGAAGAACUAAACGAAACUCGAAGAAAAUUUCUACUUCGUCAUCCUGACAUCGGACGACCCUUAAGCUUCAUGGUCUCUCAAAAUAAAUGGCCAAUUGUCAGAAGCGAAGGAUGGUUCGUGUUCGCCCUCAUGGCGAGAUACCCAGAUAGUGCACAAUGCAUUAGCGAUAUGAUGCAAGAUGUGACCGUCUUCCAACCUCUCGUCGAAAUGCUCACCGGCAAACCGCUCCUCGAAUACAAGCCUACCACUACAACCAACACAUCUCCAUCAAACCCACAAAGUGAAUCUUCCGGAACCCUAAGUCUCGAGCCUCAAACCCCCGACCCAGAACCCGUACAGCCUCACGCACAAGCAGCGGAAAUGGCACGUCUUGAUCGGGAAAAUGCGCUGGUGCUUGUUAGUGAGCUAUUGAAGAAUAGGGGGAAGGAAAUGGCGGUCAUGCGACGCACGCUCUUUGAGGAUUUGUUGAAAGGAGGUGGUGAAUUAGUCAUGAGUUAUCGACAGGCAAAGGAAGAGAAUGGGCCUGGAAAGUGGAUAGUGUCAGAUCACGGGGGCGCGGGUCUAAAUCUGCAGGAGGUGGCCACAGAGAGUAUGCGCGAGAUUUCGUAGGCGUGGGAAAAGGUGUGAGAGGGAUGUGGCGGUGAUGGGGAGUGCAAAUAUUUAGAAGGGUCGGUGAAUAAACCAUAGCAAGAAGAGAUGAUUACUAUUUUAACCGUCUUCAUCUUCAUCCUCUCUCGUUCUGUUUUAUUCUAGAUUGACAGAAUCAUGUGCAAACGAUAAUUGAUUGUGUCACA
Messenger RNA from Botrytis cinerea B05.10, 2899 nucleotides. RefSeq lists its product as hypothetical. Gene Ontology annotation, cellular component: cytosol. Gene Ontology annotation, biological process: positive regulation of GTPase activity. Bases 438 to 2714 code for a protein of 758 amino acids. Lineage: Eukaryota; Fungi; Ascomycota; Leotiomycetes; Helotiales; Sclerotiniaceae. Gene Ontology annotation, molecular function: guanyl-nucleotide exchange factor activity. The record is from RefSeq and is a predicted model, not a curated record. The transcript has 5 exons.